UGCGGAGGUUUCCGUAUGCAGUGGUUCACGAACCAACCGCGGUUUCCAAACUGAAACCCCGUCCUUCCUACCGAACUCCUCUUUAUAUCACCGCCCUUCUCUCUCCCACUUCAGUUGGGCGUAUCUUAGCAUCGUGCGCGGGCCAUGGCUUCCAGGUUUCUCGGCAUCACCACCACCACCAAAAACAAAAGGCAAGCUUUUCUCGACGACGACGACGACCUCGCUUCCGUUUCGGACAUGGAAGCUGGCUUCUCAGGGAAAAACGCUCUCUUUUCCACCUCUUCGGGGAGAAACGGUAGGAUCAGCAGCAGCAGCUUCAGGGCCUUUUCUCCUCGCUCUUCUUCUUCUUCUUCUUUGAGGCCUGCUGCUAUCUUCUACGACGCCCGUUGUGAAGAACCCCACCAUUUUCUCCACGCUUGUCAUCUAUGCAAGAAACCCAUCGGAGAAAACAAAGACAUCUUCAUGUACAGAGGAGAUACGCCAUUUUGUAGCGAAGCGUGCCGGCAAGAGCAGAUCGAUAUGGACGAGGCGGAGGAGAAGAACAGGAACCUCUCUAUGAAAGCGUCUUCCAGAAAAGACGCGCAGAAAUCUCCUUCCACGCCUAGCGGAAAACGGAGCUUGCACGUAAGGACUGGAACGGUGGUUGCAGGGUAAAUUUGGAAAAGAAAAAGAAAUUACGGAAAAAGAUAGUAUUUUCACAUUUCCACGUAAAAAUAUAUAUAUAAAAAGACUAGACAAAAAGAGGGGGACGAGCUAGGAAUACAACUGCCUCCCUCCAUGUGAGUAUUUUACCUUUUUUUUUUUUCCCCUUUUUUUUAUAUAAGGGCAAGAAGGUCUUUUUAUCCUCUUCUUCGAAUUAACAAGAGAACUUGCAGUUUUUA
Messenger RNA from Magnolia sinica, 881 nucleotides. Its product is annotated as FCS-Like Zinc finger 1-like. The transcript is spliced from 2 exons. Bases 145 to 654 code for a protein of 169 amino acids. The record is from RefSeq and is a predicted model, not a curated record. Lineage: Eukaryota; Viridiplantae; Streptophyta; Magnoliopsida; Magnoliales; Magnoliaceae.